AUGCCUCUCACCGGAAAAGUAGCUCUCAUCACCGGCGGCACGAAGAACCUCGGUGCCGAAAUCGCCCGCCAGCUUGCUGGCCAGGGAGCUCACCUCGCCCUACACUACAACAGCCAAGGUUCUAAGAUCGACGGCGACAAGCUGAAAGCCGAGCUUCAAAAGUCGUCUCCCAAGUCCAAGGUCGCUCUGUACCAGGGCGACCUGACGACGAAGGCGGCCGUCGAUGGCUUGUUCGCGGCUGUGCUGAAAGACUUCGGGGGGUUGGAUAUCGUCGUUAACACUGUGGGCAAGGUCUUGAAGAAGCCUAUUACGGAGAUUUCCGAGGCCGAGUACGAUGAGAUGUUUGCGGUCAAUUCCAAGGCUGCGUUCUUCAUUCUCCAAGCCGGAGCCAAGAACGUCUCGGAUGGUGGCAAGUUGAUCACCAUUGUUACUUCGCUCUUGGCUGCCUUUACCGGAUUUUACACAUCCUAUGCCGGUUCGAAAGCCCCUGUCGAACAUUUUACAAGGGGAGUCGCCAAGGAGCUUCAAAGCCGCAAAAUCAGCGUGAAUGCCAUUGCCCCCGGUCCUAUGGACACUCCAUUCUUCUAUCCCCAAGAAUCGGAGGAAGCCGUAGCGUACCACAAGAGCCAGGGGAUGGGAGGCCGCUUGACGGAGGUUGAAGACAUUGCUCCUAUUGUCAAGUUCUUGUGUACCGAGGGCCAGUGGAUAACUGGUCAGACAAUCUUUGCCAAUGGUGGAUACACCACCCGGUCAACAGGACUAUCAACACCAACGAGAUUCUCGCACCACCCCAAAACCAAGAGCCAGACGCGCCUGAAUAUCAAAACAAUAGAAGACCGAAGGAUGACACUGAAGCGCAAAGCCUCUAUUUCUACAACAGAUGUGAGCGCGAGUCCUCUUCCUCCAUCAAAAAGAGUCCGAGCGGAAGGCCAAGACAUGGAGAGCGGACACAACUCGAGAAGACAGGAAGAUGCCGAGAGUUCAAACAGCUUUGGUCAACCAUACAGCGUAGUAUUCAGCGCUGUGAUCAAAGGUGGUGGUGUGGAAACCCGGCCGGAUGGAUCCUCAGCAUCAAAAGAUGGCGAAAAAGAAGAAGAGGAGGAGAGGGAAGAAGAAGAUGAAGAUGAAGAGGAAGAAGAAGAGGAAGAAGAAGAGGAAGAAGAAGAGGAAGAAGAAGAGGAAGAAGAAGACAUAAAUCCGUGGGCAGAUGAAUUCCCAGAAGGGCAAGGAGUAUGGGAGCAAAAACAGAAAGAAAGAGAAGAGGAAGAGGCAGCAGCAAGGAAGGAAGAGGAGGAGUCGGAAGAAGAAGAAGAGGAAGAGGAAGAGGAAGAAGAGGAUAGCGAUGAUGAUGACGGGGAGGAAAGACCUACCAUCGCACCAUGGAUACAAAGAGUCUUGGAUAGCACCCCCUCUCCCGAAUCUGAGUGGGCACAGGAAGGCCCAUCAGAGCCAGAAUCAGAAUCGGAAUCGGAAGCAGAAUCGGAAGCAGAAUCGGACGUAGAACUCGAAUCGGAAGACAACAGACUGCCGAGCGAUUCGGACUCCAAUUUUACAUCUGACUCUGGAGACGACAAACCAAACACAGGCUUUUACGGAGAGCUCGUCGACUUCGGCUUCCUCCUCGGCGUUGCCCGGAAAAGAAAGCUCAUCGUCUGCGAGAGGCUCAAAUCGGGCGGAUAUCCCGCCAAGCAAGGCUGGCAGAUUGUCGACUGGCUACAGCAGAGAGGCAACAUCAGGAAGCUGCAUUACGGGAUCAAGUUCGUCAGCCCGCCGCGAAGCCCGCCGGGACGGAACAAACAGGAGCGGGAGAUAAGAGACGAAGGACAAUGGGCGCCAGCAGUCCUCGACAGGAUCGCCAAUGCGACAAACAGGAAUAGGUUUUACCAUACGUUGAAGACGCGCCUGGCGCAGUCGAAUUCAGUGACCUGGGCGUGGAUCAUUAACAUUAUGUCCCGCGAGGCGGUGACGCUGGAGGUGUACGGCCCGCCGAAACAAGACUUUAUUCGCGACGUGGAGUAUCACUACUUCGAUAAAGUUGACCCAGAGGACGGCUGGGGCAUGAUGACAACUAGACCGGCUCGGCUCCGCAGGUACCUGCAUGAAGAGAUAAUGGAGAUGAAGAACUUCCUCGAGCUGCAGAUAAGCGUCUUCUCCGCCAUUACUUUAGUCCCAGGUAGUGAUAGAUUCCAACUCUUGGACGUGGCACCUCUUGAGGGUCUACACCGUCUCUACGUCAACACUUGGGAUAACGAUAGCCAUUUAUUCGAGCCAAUCGAAGCUGGCGAUGGGGUCAUUGGCUACGCGGGACAGGUUCUCACUCCCAUUGGCAGUCCACCCCCGACCGAUAUCCGAUGGCCCCCGAAGUUCCUGGACUUAGACCUCGCUUCGGAAGACGAAAGUGAUUUGAGUUACGCCACGGGUUCUGAGUCUGAUGACACGGAAGGUACCUCCACGGGGCCGACUCCCGACUCGCCCGAUGCGGGAAAUACGGAUGACAGUUUGAUGCGAUCGGCUCGGCCUGACGAGUCCGAUUCGGACAUGAGCGGAUAG
Molecule: messenger RNA, 2550 nt
Organism: Scedosporium apiospermum
Lineage: Eukaryota; Fungi; Ascomycota; Sordariomycetes; Microascales; Microascaceae
Exons: 4
Coding region: 1-2550 (849 amino acids)
Source: RefSeq, a predicted model, not a curated record